CCAAUAACCCACCCACCAAUCUAAGAAUCUCAAACCAGGAAACAAACAACCCUUAACAGAAAAAAAAAAAAAAAAAAAAAUCAUCUGAAGCAAAAACGAAAACAGAAAAAGAAAGGAAGGAAAGAUGCUCCUCCCUCCACCGCCAACCCUCCUCCUCCCAAACCUCCCCCCGAAAACCCUCGUCGGAAUGGACCUGAUCGCGUUUACAUCGACCCCGAACUUCCACGGCAUCCGCGACAUACCCCCCGGGUGGCAUUUCGUAUAUACCGGAGCGACGGAGGUUCUCUCACUUCGGUGCGGGGGGUGGUUUUAUGUUUCCGGAACCGAUCAUCCCGAUCACACACUUAGCGAUUCGAGAGUGGUUACGAUUUCUACUGCAGGGGUAGCUGGGAAUGAGCCCGAGAUACGCAUCUGGCGCUGGAACCCACAAACCGAGACUCUGGAGCCUUUGUCCUCAGCCGAAAAAGAGCAGCAUGAGGCGAUGCGGUAUAAAGCGAAUCUGGGGAGAGUGUGGCAGAGCGGGGGGUUAUUCGGGUAUCGGAGUCGGGUUCCGAGAGGUUUCAUGCGGAGAAGUAAUGCUAGGGAUGGCACUGAUACUAACACUGGUACUGGCGGCCCAAGCGAGGGUGUUGAAGAAGAGGAAGAAGAUGAACAAGAACAAGGAAGAAGGGAUUGGAACGCACUCACGGAUCGAUUCUCAGGUCAACUAUUAACGAGGGUCACAGGGGAGCCGAAGCUUGAUUGUGAUGGGCGCCCCCGGUGGGUUGUGACCUCUGCAUCGACGGCGAAGAGAGAUAGUGAUGAUAUACCUGGUCUGGGGCCUGGAGGGGGGCUUACAAGUGGUGAGUCCCGUUCUGAUGCAGGUGCUGGCACGGGCACAGGCACAGAUACAGAGGGAGAAGUCGAAAUGGGAAAAGAUCAAGAGAACGAAUUCUCGUUUCUCCCUGUUGAUUUGAAAAUGACAUGGCGGGAGGGUGCAAUCGGGCGUGAGAGGACAGAAGCAGCGCGUGACCGCUCAUGGGCUUUGGGUGAUAUAAUUCAUCGGGUUUCUUUACUCCACCCCGGCUCGGACGAAAGCAGUUCAAAUAACGGAGAGAGCCAAGUACUCGGAGAACUUCAGUUCACGUUCCUGAUGGGGUUGACUUUGAUGAACUACUCGUGUCUGCAGCAGUGGAAGCGGCUUCUGAGAUUGAUAUUGACCUGUCGAAGGGCGAUUGUGGAGCGGGAAACGUUCAUGCGGGACGUUCUGAGGCUAUUGUUACUGCAACUAAAGCGGUGCGAUGAUAUUGAAGGUGGAUUUUUUGAUCUGGACGGCGAAGAAGGAGGGGAGUUUCUGCGGAAGUUGUUGAAAGGUUUCCGCGGGGCGCUUUACGAGGUUCUCGCGGAUGGGAUGGAGUCGCCUGUGAAGGCUGAGUUUGAUCGGCUCGAAACUUGGGUGAAAAAUGAAUAUGAUUGGGAACUUGAUCGAGAGGCUGUAGUUCGCAGGGGAAUGCUUCAGUUAGAGGAUGGGGAGCAGGUGGAAAUAGAUAUGAACGAGGACGAUGAAGAUGAUGAGACGGGGGAGUAUGCACCCGUCAUAGUUGAUUUGGGGGACCAGAGCCACAAUUCACAGUGAUAACUGAGACUGCAAAAAAGCCUGGAAUUAAUUGUUAAGCAUGACAUGUAUUAACUAACUAACCGUCAACAUAUACCCAAUUUCG
Messenger RNA from Aspergillus ochraceoroseus IBT 24754, 1700 nucleotides. Its product is annotated as AAR2 splicing factor family protein. Gene Ontology annotation, biological process: spliceosomal tri-snRNP complex assembly. The transcript has a single exon. NCBI's taxonomy places the organism in Eukaryota, Fungi, Ascomycota, Eurotiomycetes, Eurotiales, Aspergillaceae. The coding region runs from base 125 to 1615 and encodes 496 amino acids. The record is from RefSeq and is a predicted model, not a curated record.